AGUGAGCUGGAGAGGAGGAGUUAAUCAGCUCUAUUCGGACCUCUGACACAACGUCUCUCUCUUCUGCACACCAACUUGGAGGUGCAAGUCUGUCUUUCUCCUCCACCUACUUCAUCUCGACUACGGUCUUGGCUGUGACCCAUUAUUACAGUCAUGGCACCCAAAAAGAACAAGGCCGCUAAGAAGAACAAAGCUGACAUAAAUGAGAUAACAAUUCUGGUAGAGGACAGUCCCACCAACAAAAUCAAUGGGCUCAACACUCUCCUGGAAAGCGGAAAUGGUUUUAGUUGUAUCUCAACCGAGGUCACUGACCCUGUCUAUGCACCUAACCUCUUGGAGGGUCUUGGCCACAUGAGGCAAGAUAGUUUCCUCUGUGAUCUGACUGUAGCAACCAAGUCCAAAUCCUUUGACGUUCACAAGGUUGUGAUGGCUUCCUGCAGUGAGUACAUCCAAAACAUGCUCAGGAAGGAUCCAGCCCUCAAGAAGAUUGAGCUCAGUGAGUUGUCCCCAGUUGGUCUGGCUACAGUCAUCACUUAUGCCUAUUCUGGAAAACUGACCCUGUCUUUGUACACCAUUGGUAGCACGAUAUCAGCAGCCAUGCUGCUGCAGAUCCAUUCUCUGGUGAAGAUGUGCAGUGACUUCUUGAUGCGGGAGAUCAGCGUGGAAAAUUGCAUGUAUGUUGUCAACAUUACUGACACAUACAAUCUGAAAGAGACGAAAGAGGCUGCGCAGAAGUUCAUGCGGGAGAACUUCAUCGAAUUCUCAGAAAUGGAACAGUUCCUAAAGCUCACCUAUGAGCAGAUCAGUGAAUUUCUUACAGAUGACUCGCUUCAGUUGCCCUCUGAGCUCACAGCUUUCCAGAUCGCAAUAAAGUGGUUAGACUUUGAUGAGAAGAGGCUGAAGUAUGCUCCUGAUCUGCUGUCCAGCAUCCGCUUUGGAACCAUCUCACCCCAGGACCUUGUUAGUCAUGUGCAGAUCGUUCCCAGGAUGAUGCAAGAUGCUGAGUGUCACCGUCUGUUGGUUGAUGCCAUGAAUUAUCACCUGCUGCCAUUCCAGCAGAACAUCCUGCAAUCCAGAAGAACCAAGGUCCGUGGUGGCCAACGAGUGCUGCUCACAGUGGGUGGGCGUCCUGCCCUAACCGAAAAAUCUCUCAGCAAGGACAUUCUCUACAGAGAUGAUGACAGUGUCUGGAACAAGCUGACUGAGAUGCCUGCGAAGAGCUUCAAUCAGUGUGUGGCUGUUUUGGAUGGCUUCCUUUACGUUGCUGGUGGUGAAGACCAGAAUGAUGCUAGGAACCAAGCAAAACAUGCUGUCAGCAAUUUUAUAAGAUAUGACCCCCGAUUCAACACGUGGAUCCACCUGGCAAACAUGAUUCAAAAGCGCACUCAUUUCAGCCUCAACACCUUCAACGGUCUCCUGUUCGCUGUAGGAGGGCGUAAUUCUGAUGGCUGCCAGGCAUCUGUCGAGUGCUACGUCCCAUCCUCUAACCAAUGGCAAAUGAAAUCACCAAUGGAAGUCCCUAGAUGUUGCCAUGCCAGCACAGUUAUUGAUGGCAAGAUCUUGAUUAGCGGUGGUUACAUUAACAACGCCUACUCUCGUGCUGUAUGUUCUUAUGACCCAUCCACCGAUAGCUGGCAGGACAAGAACAGCCUGAGCACCCCGAGAGGAUGGCACUGUUCAGUGACCGUUGGAGACCGUGCCUAUGUUCUCGGCGGCAGCCAACUGGGUGGACGUGGAGAGAGGGUGGACGUCUUGCCAGUUGAAUGUUACAACCCUCACUCCGGCCAGUGGAGCUACGUCGCCCCCUUGCUGACUGGAGUGAGCACGGCUGGUGCUUCCACCUUGAAUAAUAAGAUUUACCUCCUGGGUGGCUGGAAUGAGAUCGAGAAGAAGUACAAGAAAUGUAUUCAGGUGUUUAACCCCGAUAUUAACGAAUGGACUGAGGAUGACGAAUUGCCAGAGGCAACGGUUGGUAUCUCAUGUUGCGUUGUCACCAUCCCCACACGCAAAACACGCGAGUCGAGGGCCAGCUCUGUAUCGUCCGCACCGAUUAGUAUAUAAGCAGCGACGGAAUAGCCGGCAAAAGUAGAGUUGCUAAAUGUAAUUGAGUAAACAUUUUUAUCUUACUGUUUGUUCAAAAUCAACUUUUCUCACAGAUGCCAAAAUGUAUUGUCAGUUCGUGGCAACCUUGGAAAUGUUGGAUAUCAUAUCACAACAAAAAAUGACGAAGUUGAAUUAUGCAUACACAUUAACAUUUAUUUCUAUAAGCCAACAUUGUUUAAAAUUUAAGCAAUCUAAAAAAAACAACUAAAGAUAAAUGCAUUUCAAAGAUGGUUCCUAGGUUGUGAGAACAGGAAAAGUGAGAGAGAUUUAUAGAUUUAUGGAGGUUUAUGGAAAAGGAAAUGCAUACAAACAAUACAGGUUACAGUCAUAAUUUUAAUUGGGAAAUUAUUUUCCAAUUGGGGCCAAUUCUACGGUUAUGAUUUGAUUAGUCCCUUAAUGUGCAAAAUGGGGUAAUUGCUACAUUGCAAACUGUCCACAUAUAUUAGACAUUGUCCUCUGAUCACCAAACAAUGAAAAACCUUUAAAAAUGCCUGCAGAUAUUUAUUACAUCAUUUUUUUCCAAUGAUGCCAUUCUUAUUGCACUGUAGGCAUGUGAGCUUGUAAUUCAUAUUUAUUUAGAAUAAUACAAAAGGAAGCACAGAUUCCAUGAGGAAGACCGGUUUUAACAUUUCACCUACAACUACACUUAGGAGUAGGUGUUCAUACAACCAGGCAGUUUAUGUAAUCAUGUAAGACACCAACAAAGUGCUGCUGGCUCUUGGAAAAUCAAGCAAGUUAAUUAUAAGCAGGGUUGCUGGCAGGAGGGAUUACUGAGAACAACCUCCUUAGAUCUAAAUCAUUAAGCCACACAGGGAGAAGUGCACAUGUCCCCGGCCCUGUAGGAUUUUAGUCGUGACCCUGUUUGACUCAUUAUACACUGAAAAAGAAAAAGAAAAAAAAAGACACUAUUGUGUUGUGGGUGGUGAUGUGAAGAACACUGAAUAGGACAUAAAAGGAUUUACUGUGGUGACAUAUUUUGUAAACCUAGAGAAUAAAUAAUUGUGAAAAAAGGUUUGGCCUGAACCAUGUAGACAAGUAUAAAAUAUGCUCUGUUUCCUGAUGGUUCAUGAUUUUUAAUAUUUUGGUUAGAAAACAUUGUAAGAUAGGGGGAGAAAAGUGACAUCUGGACACACUUCUGAUUUAUUACUUUAAUAAGGUAUUGCUUAUUUAAGGUAAAUCAAUGGAUUGUUCACAAUAUGCAUACUGUGAUACAUGUUGUCAGAUAAUAAAGCUCUACAUAUUUAUUAAAGCUUCUUAAGAAAUGUU
Molecule: messenger RNA, 3369 nt
Organism: Carassius auratus (goldfish)
Lineage: Eukaryota; Metazoa; Chordata; Actinopteri; Cypriniformes; Cyprinidae
Product: kelch-like protein 31
Exons: 3
Coding region: 154-2061 (635 amino acids)
Biological process (GO): negative regulation of protein phosphorylation
Cellular component (GO): nucleus
Molecular function (GO): protein binding
Source: RefSeq, a predicted model, not a curated record